AAAGAAACAAAGUCACCGGAUGCAUGCUAACUCGUGUCUGGUCUCCUUAUCACUUUUCAGGUGUAUUUGGUAGGAGACCCAGUCCAUGCUGAUCAGGACUGGGCAUUGGAUUCGUUCUGCUGCUUUCAGUGUGUUGAGCUCUGCUGGUUGGAGAGACCCUCUUUUCAGGGCACUAAGAGGAACAGGCAUUGCUGUUCAGAGAGGCCUUUGGAUCAUGGAUGUCACUGGGGCCUCUGAAGACCAGCAAGCCACCACUGUGGUUAGGUGUGAUGCUACUGCUGAAACUACCACACCCACUGAAACCCCUGCAGAAGAGGAAGUCAAUGGCUCAGCCAGUGUUCCGGGUGGGAUGGAUCGGGAUGGCACUACGGAGCUGCUGCCAGGGGAGACUGUGGUGAAGGAGGGAAAAGCAGCCAUCUUGUUUCCAAGUGCCAACGAGGUUUUCUAUAAUCCCGUGCAGGAGUUCAACAGAGACCUGACCUGUGCUGUGAUCACAGAGUACGCAAGGGAGCUCCUGUCUCAGAAAGGGGUGCGAUUGGUGGUGCCAGGGGAAAAGGAGCGUGUGGUUGUCAGUUUGUCUGAGGAGAGCCAAGAGAUGGAGGAAGUGCAGGAGGGAGAGCAGAAGCAGGGACUGGAGGCUCCAGUGGCAGUGGUUGGGGAGCCUUGUGAGCAAGGGCUUCGUGUGCUGGAAGGUCUGGCUGCAUCAGGUCUGCGCUCAGUACGCUUUGCCCUCGAGGUGCCUGGUUUAAAGAGCGUGACAGCCAAUGACUGCUCAGCCCGUGCAGCUGCGCUCAUCGCGCGCAAUGCCCAGUACAACGGCAUCUCGCACCUACUGAAGGCCAGCCAGAGGGAUGCCAGCAUUCUGAUGUAUGAGGCCCGUGGGCGGAAGGACCGCUACGAUGUCAUCGAUCUGGACCCCUAUGGUAGCCCCGCCCCUUUUGUGGAUGCAGCGGUACAGGCUGUCAGUGAUGGAGGGCUGCUCUGUGUGACUUGCACCGACAUGGCUGUGAUGGCAGGCAACUGCGGCGAGACGUGCUAUAACAAGUACGGCUCUGUAUCAAUCAAGGCCAAGUACUGCCAUGAGAUGGCACUGCGUAUCAUCCUGCACAGCCUGGACCAGCGGGCGGGGGUCUACCAGCGCUACAUUGAACCUCUGCUCUCCAUCAGUGCAGACUUCUACAUCCGGGUGUUUGUGCGGGUUCGCACAGGCCAAGCCAAGGCCAAGCACUCAGCCAGCAAGCAGGCGCUGGUGUACAACUGCGUGGGCUGCGGCUCCUUCCACCUGCAACGGAUGGGCAAACGCAUCUGCCAGGGAAAGAACAUGAAGUACACUGCAGCCACUGGACCGCCUGUUGGCCCCAGCUGUGAGCACUGUGGACAGAGACAUCAGCUGGGAGGUCCAAUCUGGGCAGAACCCAUCCACAAUACCGAGUUUGUACAGAAGGUCCUGUCCGCAGUUUCAGGGAAUCCCUCCCGCUUCGGGACAUCCCGCCGUAUUGAGGGGAUGCUCAGCAUGGUCACAGAGGAACUUGAGGAUGUGCCGUUUUACUAUACCCUUGAUGGCUUGAGCAGCACUGUGCGCUGCAACACCCCGUCUCUGCUGCAGUUCAGGUCCGCUCUUCUCCACGCAGGCUACAGAGUGUCCCUCUCGCACGCCUGCAAGAAUGCUGUCAAAACCGAUGCACCACCCAGUGCGAUAUGGGACAUCAUGCGGUGCUGGGAGAAGAACCAUCCUGUGAAGCGAGAGAAACUGUCAGAGACUAGCCCGGCAUUUCAAAUCCUGUCCACGGAACCCAAUCUGCAGGCAUGUUUCACUGUGCGGCAGGAUGCAAAUCCCCAGUCUCGACGCCGGCAGCUUGUACGCUUCCAGGAGAACCCGCAUGCGAACUGGGGGCCCAAGGCUCGUGCCAGAGCUGGAGGAGCACCCCCCGACCUGGAUGACCGCCGUAAGCAGCUCCAGAACAAGAGGAAGAAGCCAACAGCAGACACGUCCAAUCUCAAAAACUUCCCUUGCAAGAAGUUCCGACAGGGAUUGUGUUCUCAAGGUGAGGAUUGCUGCUAUUCCCAUGAGCCACAGCAGGAGAAAGACACUGGAGCAACGAUGGAGUGAUGUCUUCAUGCAGGCACUGUUUGAACCCUUAUUAUGCAUGGCCUCCUUAGUAUCAAUAUGAUGCAAGUGUCUUUAUAGACAGUGGGCUGAAGAAAAUGCUAUUGAGCAUUUUAAAUAACAGUUCAAACUGGACUGAAGUUGCUGAGAGUCAGCUGUAAGUAAGCUCACUAGGUGCUAAGUCUAGUAUGAGCUCAAAUUGGCUGUGUGGGUUGCAGACUGCAGAAAAGGUAUUUGAAUAAUAAAAUUCAUAAGGUAGAACUACAACCCAAUGAGGUUGAGGUUUGAAGUGCAGUGUAUAGCCAGUGCUCCACUGUAUUUGUCUUUUUUGGCUAGGUCAAAAGGCUAAUAAAAUGCUGCCCUUCAGUGUGCCAGA
Molecule: messenger RNA, 2483 nt
Organism: Scleropages formosus (Asian bonytongue)
Lineage: Eukaryota; Metazoa; Chordata; Actinopteri; Osteoglossiformes; Osteoglossidae
Gene: trmt1
Product: tRNA methyltransferase 1
Exons: 15
Coding region: 86-2110 (674 amino acids)
Biological process (GO): tRNA N2-guanine methylation
Cellular component (GO): nucleus
Molecular function (GO): RNA binding; metal ion binding; tRNA (guanine) methyltransferase activity
Source: RefSeq, a predicted model, not a curated record